This is a messenger RNA of Ectocarpus sp. CCAP 1310/34, 1171 nucleotides long. The record is from the annotation of a GenBank genome assembly. Lineage: Eukaryota; Phaeophyceae; Ectocarpales; Ectocarpaceae.
AUGCCACAAAAACAGGUGGCGUCCGUGAUCCCGACACCGACGGUGUACCCGAGCGAUAGGAUGCUUUACCUCACAGUCAGCCCGUACGUGAGGAUCAACGGCACUAACUUCGACACCAAGACCACCGCUCUCUUCUUCUCCCCGCCCCUCUCCGAUGGCACGGACGUCGAUAUUUUCGUGAAAUCAUCUACGACGAUCGUGGUGUACCUCGUACCGAAGACCGAGGGCAACCAGUGGGCGGAUGAGCCGGGCCCGCUGAAGCUAGUGGCGAUCGACACUGGUGCCGGCCUUCUUCUCCUCCGAGAGGACGUGAGUGACUUCCCCUUGCUCGCUCGCUCGAUCGCAGCUGUCAAGAACGNGCGGUCUUUGGUCCUUCCGGUUUACGUGCAGCUUGGGGGCGUGACUAUCGCCGAGAUGCAAGCCGACAUGGAUGGGCACUCCAUAUCGGUGGAGCCUCACGAAGAGGUCACCAUGUACCAGUCGAGCAAGGUCUUGACCAUCGCGGGGCAAGGGUUCAACGCCAGCUAUACCAAGUUCCGGUUCGCCGCCAGCAUCGUGGAGGGGAGGAAUUACACCCAGGUCGUGACGCCCGAGUCGGCCACCUUCACGCUGGAGGAGGGGAGCAAGUGGCGACAGGAUGCGCCGUCGUGGCCUACGCCUCUUGUCCUGCUAGCGGCUAAUGCCGGGGACGGUUUCGUGCCUUUGGGAGCCACAAAAGCGGGGAGGAAGGUGGCGACUAUCUACGAGGACCCUAGGUGAGUCUCGUCUUGUUUGUUGUUGCUGGUUUUGUUGUUGGUGUGGGUGUUUGUAGUAGUUGUUUUUUUGUGCUGAGGCAGCCGUCGGUAUCACUGCCAGAUAAGGCCGCUGCUCUUUUGAAGUCUAUGUUGACGUGUGUAUCUCUAGUCUGACACAAUGGCCUUAAAGCUCGCAUCCGCGGGGACCGAUUCCACCACGCGAGACGGCUUGGCCCUGCCUCGUUACGACACCCGUGCCGAACGUUGCAUAUUUGCAUAUUUUCGGGCCGUUUGUGCAAAAUGCAUCCCCCAACGCACGUCAAACUGCCGAUGCCUUUGGAAACUCCUGGUGUGAGUCGUGCAGCUACCGCAGUGCUGUUUUUUGGCGGUCGGAUUGUUUAACGCUGACAACAAGGUUCGGGGUGCUCGGCAGAGUA